Molecule: messenger RNA, 2300 nt
Organism: Cygnus atratus (black swan)
Lineage: Eukaryota; Metazoa; Chordata; Aves; Anseriformes; Anatidae
Gene: PPP1R17
Product: protein phosphatase 1 regulatory subunit 17
Exons: 5
Coding region: 409-885 (158 amino acids)
Biological process (GO): regulation of phosphatase activity
Molecular function (GO): protein phosphatase inhibitor activity
Source: RefSeq, a predicted model, not a curated record
GUUUCCCUUGCGCCUCUUGACACGGUGGCUGCAGCUCGCAUUUUGGCUCCCUUCGCUACACACCAAAACCUUUGCAUGCCUUCUUGCCCCCUGAGUGCAGCAGCCUGGUCUCCUGGCCGGAGAGAUGCCUUCUCCUUGAGGCACUGCCGGUGUCCCCCAUCCCGACCCCUCUCCCACACCACCGGGACCCGCUGGGUGCAGGGCAGCGGUGAUGCUGAUUCCCAGCCUCCCGAAGGACGCCUGAUCCCAGCAUUGCCAUAGCAACUGCUCCUGCUGCUCCCUAGAUAAGGCGGGAAGCAGCGCCCAGCGGCACCCCAGCACGGAAAGUUGGCGCUCCAGGGAGCCCCAACGCCGAAUCGCACCCUCCCUGGCACCACUCCUUUCAAAGGGGAAGAAAAACCCAUUUCAAUGAUGUCAACAGAAUGUGUUCAGCCACUUGAUAUCCCAGAAGACAGACUGGACAAGCGAGAUUCACACUGUAACCAUUUAGAAGACCUUUCAGAGCAGCUGAUUAAGAGUUGUGACCUCAAAAAGAAACCAAGAAAAGGUAAAACUAUUCAGCCAUCCCAAAACACUGAACAGGAGCAAAAAAAGCCAAGGAGAAAAGAUACACCAGCUUUACACACACCCCCACCACUAACAGGCAUACUUUCAGACUUCUCUGAUAAUCUGCUGAAAAGGUAUGGUAUCACAGAGAAGCCACAGAGAGAGAGAGUGAGUCCAGGCUCUCAGAUCACUGAACUGGAGCAGAAAAAGCCAAGGAGAAAAGAUACACCUGCAAUACACAUCCCACCCUUGAUAAUAGGGACUAAGUUACUUACAGAAGAAAAGCAAACAGUGAUUAUGGAAGAUGAUGAAAAGGAUGGAGACACGAUCCCCAGCUAAGAUUACAGUGAUAUUUUCAAUAAUGCAAUGUAAAUAAUUCUGGGUCAUUCGAAGUGGCAGCACAUAGAAAAAUAAGUCCUUUCAUUUUUAUAAACAAUAAGUUUCUCAAACAUGCACUUGAAUUUAAACUGUCUUCAAGUGCUUACCUGCAUCUCAUGAAAUCCCAGAAAGCAUCACAGGAUACGACAGAAAAUUCGCCUACAUGUAGGGUUGGAAGGAUUCUCUUGGUUUACUAAAAGCAUCUUCCCAGGAUUUUUGUCUCUGAGGGAUCCACCUGAGAUCAGAUCUAGUAUCAUGUAGUGUGGUGAUGAGGACUGACACAAAGGACCCUACCAAUACAGUGUAGCUGGCACUAGAUACCAGAGUGUCAGUAAAUGUAUGAUAACACAUACCACUGGAUACCACAGGGUGGUAAAACCUCAGCUAAUGAUUCAAAUUGCAUUUUUCUCCUGACAUUUCACCUCAUUUUUCCAGCUCUUCUCCAUUGGAAUAACGUUGACCACAGUGAAAAUUUCCACAUGCAGGGUGGAUGUGGUUGAUGUUCCUGAAAUUCAAAGCAAACACUUCUUGUGCUUGUAUCUGCUCAUCAGUGGUGUCUGUGAGGAGAAAAGGGUAGAUGUACUGUAGUACAAAAGCUUACAGCUCUGGGCUGUCAGCAUUGACACAUCAAACAGAACAGAGGGCAGAGCUCUCAGAAGAGAAACAUAUGGGAAGCACAACACUUGCCUGUUACACUGAUGUAGACUAUUGAUUUUUUUUUUCUUUCAAAGGUUUUAUUCCUGAGUUGGUGAAAGAUGAACUAGCUGUACGUUUGAUCCUUUUACUCCACGUUUUAUCUUUUGACAUUUGCUUUUUUAAACUCAGUCCUCAGUUGUCAGCUAGGAGAGGCUGUAAGGAUUAAAAAUCACAACAGGAGAUUCCAAACUAGUAAAAGGAGUAGCAUUAUUCACUGGCAGAUGCAUACUGCAAGGUGAAACAGCAUAAUGCUUUUUUAUUAUUAUUAUUAUAUAUUUUUUAAUAGUUUAACUCAUUGAUUCAAUCAUGAAUUGUUUUCACAGCCAGCUACAGUCUUCAACAUUUGUGCAGAGACGGGUACUUGUAGAAUAUUGUACAUAAUAGGUAGGGCUGGAUAGAUUUCUGCUUGCGUUAUUAGCUCUGUACACUAGAUGGAGCAGCACUGCCAGCUGGACCCUUAGUGACCUCGGCAAAGAGGCUAAAGAUCAUCUAGCCUGGCAGACUGAAUUCAACAAUCUUUUUAAUACCUGUAGGCAGACAGCUGAGGAACACAGUAGUUUGGACUUCAUUUGCCACAGUGACUGACCCAGCAUCUUUCAUGAGAGUGCAGUCCAUUUGCAAAUGUUCAGCUUCAAAAUGUAAUCAACAAUCUUAUAAUAAAUGAUGGUAUAAUAAAGCAU